AAUUUGUAAUUAAAAUGAUUUUAAAAUAAACUCUCCAUUUUUUACUAUUCUAGCACUAAACUAGUCGCACGGUUUGAGAGAAGAGGCACAACCUCCGUCAUUUCUUCUGUUUUCCCCCUAUAUGCUGGCGCUGCUCUCAACCGGCACAACCUCGCCGCUGCUCCUUCCACCGCCGGCCAGGAAUCAGGGCGAAUGAUAGCUAAUGAAACAAAUAUUGAAGACACGAUUCUGCGCCCCCCUCAGCUUCCUAACGCAUAACCUCGUUUCAAAGAGCCAUCGAAUUGAGCCGCCGUUCUCUGCAAAUUUGGUAGCAAUGGCACCCAAGAGACGGAUUUCGUGCUCAGCUACGUCCAAACGGAGUGAAGUUCUGAGUCUUGGAUCAUCUCCGCCCGAGAAUGUCACGAACGAGGAGAGCUGCGAAAUUGGUUUUGAGGUUAAUGUGGGUGAUAUUGAAGGUGUGGAGAGAAUGACAGUUCAACAACUCAGGUUAAAUCUCAGGAAAGCUGGAAUUUCUACUAGAGGUUGCAAGAGUGAGCUUGUCUCAGCCUUAAAGAGUUUCCUAAACGAUGCACAUCAUGUGGAGGAUAAGGUAUCCCAUGAAGAGAACCUUUCAGAUACAACACAAAACAGUUCAAGGAGGAACUCCAAUAAAGUCUCAACCAAUGAUGCCCAAAGGGUAAAUCUUGCUUCUGAAGUUCCACCAGUUAAGAGAGCUAAGAAAGCAGCAAUGCAAGGUCAUCAGGAGGGGGAACCUAGUGAUAUAAAACAAGAUCAACAACUCUUAGUUGAGCCCAAUGUGGUGGGAGGUAAGGAGAAGGUGAAAAAUAAAAGAGAAGUCAUUUUAGACAGUGCUAAUCCCUCUGUACAGCACAAUGAACCCUGGACAAUUUUUGCUCACAAGAAGCCGAAGGAUGGAUGGAUUGCAUACAAUCCCAAAACUAUGAGGCCACCUCCGCUUAGUGGUACCAAUAAUGCUUUGAAGUUAAUGUCUUGGAAUGUUAAUGGUCUGAGAGGCCUUUUGAAGUUGGAGAGCUUUUGCAUAAAUCAACUUGCACAAAGAGAAAACUUUGAUGUUCUGUGCUUGCAGGAGACUAAAUUGCAGGAAAAGGAUGUUCAGCUAAUUAAGGAGAGGCUUGUAGAUGGAUAUGAAAAUAGCUUUUGGGCAUGCAGUGUGUCUAAGCUUGGAUAUUCUGGUACUGCUAUAAUUUCAAGGCUUAAACCACAAUCUGUAAAGUAUGGUAUGGGCAUCACAGAUCAUGAUUCAGAAGGGAGGCUUGUUACAGUGGAGUUUGAUAGCUUUUAUCUUUUGUGUGCAUAUGUUCCCAAUUCUGGCGAUGGCCUAAGGAGAUUGUCUUAUAGAUUCACAGAAUGGGAUCCUUCUCUUAGCAAUUAUAUGAAAGAGUUAGAAAACUCAAAACCUGUUAUUUUGUGUGGUGAUCUGAACUGUGCUCACGAGGAGAUAGACAUCUUCAAUCCUGCAGGGAACAAAAGAAGUGCAGGAUUUACAGAUGAGGAAAGGCAAUCAUUCGAAAAGAACUUCUUAAACAUGGGUUUCGUAGACACGUUCAGGAAACAACAUCCUGGUGUUGUUGGUUACACAUACUGGGGAUACAGGCACGGAGGCCGUAAAACUAAUAAAGGAUGGAGGCUAGACUAUUUCCUGGCAUCGGAAUCCAUUGCAGAUAGAGUCUAUGACUCGUACAUCGUCCCCGAUAUCAUGGGCAGUGAUCAUUGUCCAAUUGGACUUGUACUCAAGCUUUAGAGAUGAAUAAUCUAAAUGGGGAAGCAAACGGGAAGCCAUACUAUUAUUCAAUGCCAGGUUGGUCCUAGUCCUACAAUGAGAUUCCGAAUGGCAGUGAGAUGUGUUACAACAUGUCAAAUGGGAACAUUCCAACUAAGCUCGGAUCUCUCAAGAACCUCACUGUUCCUGCUGUUGGAAAUUUAUUGGAUAAUAUGGUUUUAGUGUUCAACAUUUUCCUUGCUAACAUUAUUUCAAUUAGGUGUUGUGAAGUUGUAUUGAAAUCGUAAUUAAGGAUGAAUAUUAUGAGUAGAAUGAGUUUGACUAAUAGGAAAAGACAAUUUGUGUUGUCUAGCUCUAGGGCAUACAUCACAACAGGACAAAGAGGACAAACUUCCAUUAUCAGAAAUACAAAGUUGCUGAAGUU
Molecule: messenger RNA, 2165 nt
Organism: Cuscuta campestris
Lineage: Eukaryota; Viridiplantae; Streptophyta; Magnoliopsida; Solanales; Convolvulaceae
Source: the annotation of a GenBank genome assembly